Molecule: messenger RNA, 727 nt
Organism: Polistes canadensis
Lineage: Eukaryota; Metazoa; Arthropoda; Insecta; Hymenoptera; Vespidae
Product: protein THEM6-like
Exons: 3
Coding region: 63-653 (196 amino acids)
Source: RefSeq, a predicted model, not a curated record
UCUGUAAUUAAAAAAGUGUUUCUUAUUAUCUGAAUUUUUGUCGAAAAAUAUUAUAAUAUAAAAUGUUUUACCUCGUAACGAUUCUUUUUAUUAUUUAUUUUAUGUUCGAUUUGAAUUAUUUCUUCAGAUUAUUAUUAACGAUCAUUUCGGCUAAAUGUUUUAAAAAUAAAGUUAAACUUACAGACGAAACUUCCAUUUAUGGUAUUUGUAUUACACAAGACUUGGAUGCUGUGUGUUCACAUAUGAAUAAUGCAAGAUAUUUACGUGAACUAGAUUUUGCUCGUUUUGAUAACUUCAUCCAAACUAAUAUGUUCGAUACAAUGAGAAAAAAAAGCAUUACUGCAGUCCUAAGUGGUUCAUGCACAAGAUAUCGGCGGCCGGUACCGUUUCUCAUGGUAUAUAAAAUUCUAACUAAGUUGAUUCAUUUGGACGAGAAACAUUUAUAUUAUGAGCACAAGUUCGUAAAUCCACGAAAUAACUUUAUUCACACAGUCAUUUUCACUAAAACUACACCGAUCGGUGUUAAAGUACCGUUAUCAGAAUUAAUAAAACAAGUUGAAACUGAAAUACAUCUACCAGAAAUAACGAAAGAUUUUCAAUUGUGGUUGGAAUCGAUGGAACAAUCCUCUCAGUUACUUAGAAAGAAAGAUUAGAGAUAUUUUCUUUUUUUUUCAUUUUAUUCUAUGAAAAUGUUAACUAGGUUUUGGGAAAUUAUAUGUUGAUUAUA